Talpa occidentalis (Iberian mole) is the source of this 1023-nucleotide messenger RNA. It is a transcript of the gene EMC4, whose product is annotated as ER membrane protein complex subunit 4. Lineage: Eukaryota; Metazoa; Chordata; Mammalia; Eulipotyphla; Talpidae. The record is from RefSeq and is a predicted model, not a curated record. Gene Ontology annotation, biological process: protein folding in endoplasmic reticulum. Gene Ontology annotation, cellular component: EMC complex. Bases 92 to 643 code for a protein of 183 amino acids. The transcript is spliced from 5 exons.
GCGCGACCUGGACGGCGAUCUCUCGGGGGCUUUGGAGGCGCUGCUGAGAUUGAGCGUGAGAGGCUCCGCGGCUUCGGGAGGCGCCGGUGUCAUGACGGCCCAGGGGAGCCUCGUGGCCAACCGAGGCCGGCGCUUCAAGUGGGCCAUUGAGCUGAGCGGGCCCGGAGGAGGCAGCAGGGGCCGAAGUGACCGGGGAGGCGGCCAGGGAGACUCACUGUACCCAGUCGGUUACUUGGACAAGCAAGUGCCUGAUACGAGCGUUCAAGAGACAGACCGGAUCCUGGUGGAGAAGCGCUGCUGGGAUAUUGCCUUGGGCCCUCUCAAACAGAUUCCUAUGAACCUCUUCAUCAUGUACAUGGCGGGCAACACUAUCUCCAUCUUCCCUACAAUGAUGGUGUGUAUGAUGGCGUGGCGGCCCAUCCAGGCACUUAUGGCCAUUUCAGCCACGUUCAAAAUGCUAGAAAGUUCAAGCCAAAAGUUUCUUCAGGGUUUGGUGUAUCUCAUUGGAAACCUCAUGGGUUUGGCAUUGGCUGUUUAUAAGUGUCAGUCCAUGGGACUACUGCCUACACAUGCGUCAGAUUGGUUAGCCUUCAUUGAGCCCCCUGAGAGGAUGGAGUUCAGUGGAGGAGGAUUGCUUUUAUGAAACUAAGAAAGAAGCACCUGAUGCCCAUAUGUCUGGCUCUCAUUUACAGCCUCCCUUAUGUCCAGCAGCUCCUCCUCAGCACACAUUAUCACGCAUGCUGAAAAGACCCAAAAGCUCUUUUUCUCUAUCAUGAGGAGACAAAUCCUAGAAAGACAAUGUACUUGUCACCACAGACACAAACUUAUCACAACCUUUGACUGAAAAUAAUGUAGAAAACUUUAUUUAUGUUUCCAGAGAAAAACAAAUAAAACCGUAACUCUAUGUAAACAAAAGAAUGGUUGCUGCUAAAUCAAGAAGCACAGCAGCAUCUCCUUUCAAUAAAUUAUAUGGUUAUAGAGGACAAUGCCUGCAAAAAGUUGCACAAAUUUCCUUAAAAUCUA